Messenger RNA from Pan troglodytes (chimpanzee), 1745 nucleotides. Its product is annotated as ret finger protein-like 4A. Bases 468 to 1502 code for a protein of 344 amino acids. Gene Ontology annotation, molecular function: protein binding. The transcript has 3 exons. NCBI's taxonomy places the organism in Eukaryota, Metazoa, Chordata, Mammalia, Primates, Hominidae. The record is from RefSeq and is a predicted model, not a curated record.
AUGCUGCAACUAAAAAGAAAAACCGGACUUUCACUGGCUGACUGAUUGGAAACCGUUUUGGGAUUUCUUUCCUAAGCUUCUUAAUUAGAAUCUUUACAUUAUAGAGAAAAUGUUUUUGAGAGUUGAGUGUGGUCUGUGGAGUGUCCUAUUAGUAACGACUACUGAGUAGGUUUAACUCACCUCUUUUAUUGAAAUGUGAAAAGGUGUUACAUUUAUAAUAGAAAACUCUUUGAAAGUCGCACCUUUCAUUUGAGAGGAAUUUUAAAUGUCACCCCAAAUUUUAAGAUUUUAAUUAAUUUUAAUUGAUUUCCAAAUUUUAAUCAAUAGGCAUAAUAUUCAAGAUCUUAUCUAAAAAAUAUUACAUGGCAAUAUUUUGUCCUUGUUAAUUAAAAAAUAACACUGAAAACACAAUCGUCUUCCUUUACGGUGAAAACCUGACCAAUACUAACCAUCUCAAUGAUGGCAGAAUGAAAUCAGAAUCUGAUUGGAUUAAAAAGGAGGGAAAGGGUGUGGCUAAGGUGGGUGGAGAGACCCUCUCCUAUAAAAGCCCCUGGCAGGCAGCUCUCAUCCCACAUCUGAGCUGUCCGCAGAAGCAGCUGGAGGUCAGGGGAGAAACUCCAGAAGGAGAGAUAUUUGCCAUGGCUGAGCACUUCAAACAGGUCAUUAGAUGUCCUGUCUGCCUAAAAGAUCUUGAAGAAGCCGUGCAACUGAAAUGUGGAUAUGCCUGCUGCCUCUCGUGCCUCAAUUUACUCCAGAAGGAGCCCGAUGGGGAAGGUUUACUGUGCCGUUUCUGCUCUGUGGUCUCUCAGAAGGAUGACAUCAAGCCCAAGUACAAGCUGAGGGCGCUGGUUUCCAUCAUCAAGGAACUAGAGCCCAAGCUGGAAAAGGUUCUAACAAUGAACCCAAGGAUGAGGAAGUUUCAAGUGGAUAUGACGUUGGAUGUGGACACAGCCAACAACUAUCUCAUCAUUUCUGAAGACCUGAGGAGUUUCCGAAGUGGGGAUUUGAGCCAGAAUAGGAAGGAGCAAGCUGAGAGGUUCGACACUGCCCUGUGCGUCCUGGGCACCCCUCGCUUCACUUCCGGCCGCCAUUACUGGGAGGUGGACGUGGGCACCAGCCAAGUGUGGGAUGUGGGCGUGUGCAAGGAAUCUGUGAACCGACAGGGGAAGAUUGAGCUUUCUUCAGAACACGACUUCUUGACUGUGGGUUGCAGAGAAGAAAAGGUCUUUGCUGCCAGCUCUGUGCCUAUGACUCCUCUCUGGGUGAGUCCCCAGUUGCACAGAGUGGGGAUUUUCCUGGAUGUAGGUAUGAGGUCCAUUGCCUUUUACAAUGUUAGUGAUGGGUGCCAUAUCUACACAUUCAUCGAGAUUCCUGUUUGCGAGCCAUGGCGUCCAUUUUUUGCUCAUCAACGUGGAAGUCAAGAUGAUCAGAGCAUCCUGAGUAUCUGUUCUGUGAUCAAUCCAGCCAGUGGCAGUGCCCCAGUUUCUUCUGGGGGAAAGUAAAUAAACAUUUCAACAUAAUCAUCUUUACGAAGUUUCAGUGCGCCCGUAGCCAUAGCUAAGAACUUUUCUGCUAGAUACACGUAGGUACAAAGGGACAGAAGGGAAAAAGCCAUCACUCUGUAAACCAUGAACAGAAAGCAAUUAUAUUAAUGAGGGGGAAAUUACAUUGUACUUCAAGUUUGUCAUGUUGUUUUCUUUGGGGCUUAUGUUUAUAUUUCUAUUCAAUAAAUAUUUUGAAAAUUC